AGGGGAGGGUUUGGCCGCUCAAAGUUUUCGGAGACUGUCGACAUGGCUAUGGUGGCGUGGAGAAACACCGAGGGCGUCGGGGACACUCAGGGGGGGCUCUCCACCCCGGUGUCCCAGGUCGCAUCUCUGCCUCUGCCCGCCGAACUGACGGGACACAUGAACCCGGUGUCCUCUCUGGAUGUACCCCCGGCGACGGCCGGAGCGCACCACGGCGCGCCGCCGCCCCAUCCGUCCGGCACCGCCGCCGCCAACAACAACAACAACAACACGUCCUCUUCCUCCUCCUCUUCCUCGUCCAUGGACAAGCAGCAGAGCCAGCACAUCGAGUGCAUCGUGUGCGGGGACAAGUCCAGCGGCAAGCACUACGGACAGUUCACGUGUGAGGGAUGUAAGAGCUUCUUCAAACGCAGCGUCAGGAGGAACCUGUCCUACACCUGCAGGGCCAACCGGAACUGUCCCGUGGACCAGCACCACCGCAACCAGUGCCAGUACUGUCGCCUCAAGAAAUGCCUCAAAGUGGGCAUGAGGAGGGAAGCGGUCCAGAGGGGCCGACUUCCCACCCAGUCCUACCACGGCCAGUUUGCUCUGACCAACGGAGACCCCCUGCAGUGUCACUCCUACCUAUCGGGAUACAUCUCUCUCCUGCUGCGGGCCGAGCCCUACCCGACCUCCAGGUUCGGCUCCCAGUGCCUGCAGAGCAACAACAUCAUGGGCAUAGAGAACAUCUGCGAGCUGGCGGCCCGCAUGCUCUUCAGCGCCGUGGAGUGGGCGCGCAACAUCCCUUUCUUCCCGGACCUGCAGGUGACGGACCAGGUGGCCCUGCUCCGCCUCACGUGGAGCGAACUGUUCGUCCUGAACGCCGCGCAGUGCUCCAUGCCCGUGCACGUCGCGCCGCUGCUCGCCGCCGCGGGCCUCCACGCCUCGCCGAUGUCCGCGGACAGGGUGGUGGCCUUCAUGGACCACAUCCGGGUCUUCCAGGAGCAGGUGGAGAAGCUCAAGGUGCUACACGUGGACUCGGCGGAGUACAGCUGCAUCAAGGCCAUCGUCCUGUUCACCACAGAUGCUUGCGGUCUGUCGGACGUGGCGCAUGUGGAAGGUCUGCAGGAGAAAUCCCAGUGCGCUUUAGAGGAGUACGUGAGGAGCCAGUAUCCCAACCAGCCCAACCGGUUCGGGAAGCUGCUGCUCCGCUUGCCUUCCCUCCGCACCGUCUCUUCCUCUGUCAUAGAGCAGCUCUUCUUCAUCCGUCUUGUGGGGAAAACGCCCAUAGAAACUCUGAUAAGGGACAUGCUGCUGUCCGGGAGCAGCUUCAACUGGCCGUACAUGCCUAUUCAAUAGAGGGGAAGGUCCCACGCCUCAGAGCAGCUCACUUCAGUGCGUCGGGACAUGGUGGCUUUGCUUUGAACGAGGGGGAGAAAACUGCUAGUGGAAUGAGAUAAUAACAGGUCAUCGAAAUGUAAGACAAAUAUUGGAAUUGAUCCUUUUCUUGUCCUGUACAAACUGCCAUUUCCUUAUCUUUCUUUAUGCUGCGUCGUGUCACAAUGUGUCUAGAAAGGUCCCUGAUAUGAAUUCACCUUUUAGCCCAUGCUAAAUGAUUUUUUUUUUUACUUGUUGGAGGUGAAAUAACUUCCCAUCGGAUACAAUGACGGACGUUUUUUUCCUGGCGUGGCGGUCAAUGGUUCUGAGAUAACGAACGAUAUUUAUUGGACCCUCUGUGUAUAUUUAUCGUGCUUGUAAAUUCUGUUUUGACUCCUUUUUCAAAUGUUUUAUGUAUUCUCCCCUGGCCAGUGACACAACGGCAAGGAUCGUCGUGUGUUGAUCUGUUGUUUUUUUGUUGUUGUGAUUUUUUUUGUUUUCAUACCUUCCAGACGCGGCACCUUGGACUCAAUGAACAUUUCAGAAAGAUUUAAAGCGAGCGUUUGAAACUCAAUGGCAACGGACUUUAAGCUACUUGCUCAACUGUGUACAGGUGGAAUGGUGAGAUUAAUGCUCUGUUUGAGUUACUUUGGAGUCUUAUUCUGUUGACAUAUAAAGAAUGAAAGGACAUAUUUGGGAAAUGCACUUCUCAUGAUCAGUGUUUGGCUGCGUCAAGUAAUGCAUUGCUCCUUUCAUAGGUGAUGUCAUUACUUUCUUACAUUUGUAUCUCCAUAAAUAUUUGAAUUAAUAUUUCCUUGCUGAUUUAAUUAUCUCCUUAAUGUUUAAUGUCUGCUUAAUUUACCCUCAAAAAAUAAUUUGACAUUUUAAAACAGUUUUGAUGAUUAUUUCUCAUGCGUUUUGGGAAUUUUGCCAUUUCUCAUCUAAACGGAGAGAUGGUGACAAAAGGGUCAACGUGAGUUCUCUUUACAAUAAUCCGACAUUUUCAUUUUUAGGUGGUCAAUGGUAUUCUUUUGACUAGUUAAAAUCAACAACAUCACUUUACUGGAUUAACGAUAAAUGCGUUCAUUAGCAAACACUAAAUGGAGCUGAUUCAUUUAUGCUUCAAGGUCUUCUAUCUAUUUAAUUACAAUUUGUGCAUAUAUGAGCCCAGGCCACUUAAAGGCACAACAGGGUAUUGCUGAACAGAAAGUGCUUGAGUGUGUGUGUGUGUGUGUGUGUGUGUGUGAGUGUUUGUAUUUGUAUUUUCUUCUUUGACAACAACUCUGAUGUACUGUGAAAGCAUAUUGGUUAACAUAUUGGUACCGUAUUAAAUUAUAACUCAAGAUUUAUAAAUAAAGUGUAUUUGGUUUA
Molecule: messenger RNA, 2724 nt
Organism: Pungitius pungitius (ninespine stickleback)
Lineage: Eukaryota; Metazoa; Chordata; Actinopteri; Perciformes; Gasterosteidae
Product: COUP transcription factor 2-like
Exons: 3
Coding region: 43-1335 (430 amino acids)
Biological process (GO): anatomical structure development; cell differentiation; negative regulation of transcription by RNA polymerase II
Molecular function (GO): retinoic acid binding; zinc ion binding; nuclear receptor activity
Source: RefSeq, a predicted model, not a curated record